This is a messenger RNA of Mirounga angustirostris (Northern elephant seal), 2593 nucleotides long. It is a transcript of the gene CPE, whose product is annotated as carboxypeptidase E. The record is from RefSeq and is a predicted model, not a curated record. Gene Ontology annotation, molecular function: zinc ion binding; metallocarboxypeptidase activity. The transcript has 10 exons. Gene Ontology annotation, biological process: peptide metabolic process; protein processing. Bases 312 to 1883 code for a protein of 523 amino acids. Lineage: Eukaryota; Metazoa; Chordata; Mammalia; Carnivora; Phocidae.
UUGACGUGGCUGCGAGCCGGCCACGCCAGCCGCCCUCCCCGAUCCGCACCGAAUCCGGCUGGCGCGCGCCGGCCCCCUCCUCGCAGUGGUUUCUCCUGCAGCUCCCCUGGGCUCGGCGGCCAGUAGUGCGGCCCGCCGAGCCGCCGCUUCGCCCCUCUCCUCUGGGUGGCCCCGCGCGCGGCCGGCGCUCAGUCGCCCGGGGAGGUGAGGCGUGCGGAGGCUGCUGCGGAACUUGGCUCCCCGCGCAGCGCCGGCCCGCGGAGUCCCCGAGCCCAGACAAAAGAGGCGGCGGGCGCAGGGAGGCGCGGGCGAUGGCCGCGCGAGGAGGCCGGGCGCUGCUGGCGCUGUGCGUGGCCCUGGCCGCCUGCGGGUGGCUGCUGGGGGCCGGAGCCCAGGAGCCCGGGGCGCCCGCGGCGGGCAUGAGGCGGCGCCGGCGGCUGCAGCAGGAGGACGGCAUCUCCUUCGAGUACCACCGUUACCCCGAGCUGCGCGAGGCGCUGGUGUCCGUGUGGCUGCAGUGCACCGCCAUCAGCAGGAUCUACACGGUGGGGCGCAGCUUCGAGGGCCGGGAGCUCCUGGUCAUCGAGCUGUCCGACAACCCCGGUGUCCAUGAGCCUGAGCGUGAGCACGAGCCAGGAGGAGGAGCAGAGGGAGAGGCAGGCUUCCCCCGAGCAGACAGCCCGACGCCGGGCUCGAUUCCGGGACCGCGGGAUGGUGACCUGAGCCAAAGGCAGCCGCUUAACAGACUGAGCCACCCAGGUGAGCCUGAAUUUAAAUACAUUGGGAAUAUGCACGGUAAUGAGGCUGUUGGACGGGAACUGCUCAUUUUCCUGGCCCAAUACUUGUGCAACGAAUACCAAAAGGGCAACGAGACAAUCGUUAAGCUGAUCCACACCACUCGAAUCCAUAUCAUGCCUUCCCUCAACCCGGACGGCUUUGAGAAGGCUGCGUCUCAGCCUGGUGAGCUCAAGGACUGGUUUGUGGGUCGAAGCAAUGCCCAAGGAAUAGAUUUGAACCGUAACUUUCCAGACCUGGAUAGGAUAGUUUAUGUUAAUGAGAAAGAAGGUGGUCCAAAUAAUCAUUUGUUGAAAAAUCUGAAGAAGAUCGUGGAUCAAAACACAAAGCUUGCUCCUGAGACUAAGGCAGUCAUUCAUUGGAUUAUGGAUAUUCCUUUCGUGCUCUCUGCCAAUCUCCAUGGAGGAGACCUUGUGGCCAAUUACCCCUAUGACGAGACGCGGAGUGGUAGUGCUCAUGAAUACAGCUCCUGCCCAGAUGAUGCCAUUUUCCAAAGCUUGGCUCGCGCGUACUCCUCUUUUAACCCACCCAUGUCUGACCCCAAUCGGCCACCGUGUCGCAAGAAUGAUGACGACAGCAGCUUUGUAGCUGGAACAACCAAUGGUGCUGCUUGGUACAGUGUACCUGGCGGAAUGCAAGACUUCAAUUAUCUCAGCAGCAACUGUUUCGAGAUCACUGUGGAGCUUAGCUGUGAAAAGUUUCCACCUGAAGAGACUCUGAAGAGCUACUGGGAGGAUAACAAAAACUCCCUUGUUAGCUACCUCGAGCAGAUACACCGAGGAGUUAAAGGCUUUGUCCGAGACCUUCAAGGGAACCCGAUUGCCAAUGCAACCAUCUCUGUGGAAGGAAUAGACCAUGAUAUUACAUCUGCAAAGGAUGGGGAUUACUGGAGAUUGCUUGUGCCCGGAAACUAUAAACUCACAGCCUCCGCUCCGGGCUAUCUGGCAAUAACAAAGAAAGUAGCAGUUCCUUAUAGCCCUGCUGUUGGGGUUGAUUUUGAACUGGAGUCAUUUUCUGAAAGGAAAGAAGAGGAAAAGGAAGAAUUGAUGGAAUGGUGGAAAAUGAUGUCAGAAACUUUAAAUUUUUAAAAAAGCUUCUAAUUAGCUGCUUUUAAUCAUUAUCUAUACAAUAUAGUAUGAUGUAACGUGGCCAUUUUCCUUUAGAUUUUGUGCAAUAUUUAACAUUGAUUUAUUUUGUAAUCAUUUAAGUAUCAAUAGACACUACUUAAAAUAAAUAACUAGACUUUUAGGUAAAAAUAUAAGAACUUGGUCUGUUUCUCCUCAUAUAACAUUCAUUUUCCUACACAUAUUACAUGGAGGACUGUAGAAAAGGUAUAAGUGAUCUUGCCAUUUUAGACUUAAAUGCAAUAUUCCAUGUUAUUUACGAUACAGAAACUUUUUGAGUAAUUCUAGCCUUUAAAAAUUAAUGAAGUGCUUUUAAUGUAAUUGGUGACAGUGCCACCUGGUGAGUGCACUGAAAAGGUCAACAGUUACAGCGUGGAAUUGUGAGCACUAUACCGCAAGACUUCAAUAGUUCAGUAUCAAUUGUCAUUUGUCUUGUGCUGACUAGCUAUAUAAGCAUGAUCAUGUUAAUGCAUUGUUUUGGAUGGGAAGGAAAUGUAAAUGUUUAGAAAGAGGUUUUAUGAUGAGAAUGGAAAUCGACUUCUUGCUUGUACAUAUGGGGGCUGUACUGUUAUAUUAUUCAGCCUGUUAACGCCACUUAAAAGUUUAAGUGUUUUCUCUUGGUUGUAGAUUGGUCUAGAAUUGCAUUCUGAACGAAUAAAGGUAAAAAAAAAAUC